Messenger RNA from Apaloderma vittatum (bar-tailed trogon), 1162 nucleotides. RefSeq lists its product as uncharacterized. Lineage: Eukaryota; Metazoa; Chordata; Aves; Trogoniformes; Trogonidae. The transcript has 8 exons. The record is from RefSeq and is a predicted model, not a curated record. The annotation marks the transcript as partial. Gene Ontology annotation, molecular function: protein binding.
AUGGCCCUGAAAGGGCUGGAUUUGGCCUUUCUCCUGGUCCUUGCCCUUCUGCUGCUUGCACAGGGACAGAAGGACGAUGAUCCCAAGAAUCACGGAGCAACCAAGGAAGCAGAAACUUGCCGAAGGCCUCGCUGGGGCCGAGGACUCCAGCUGGCACCAGACCAAGAUAAUUACAAGAAGAAUGAAGAAGUGAAGCUGAGCUGUCCCCAGAGUUUCCAUUCAACCUUCACCCAUGCCAAAUGUACAGGAAAAGUCCUGUCCAUCAGCAACGGGAAACCUGUAUACAGAGAAGCUUGGAAUGGAAGGGACAGCAGAGGCAGAUGGAUGAACAUCCAGCCCACAUCCAAUGUGGAGUGCUUGGACAUUCUCCAGGUUGUUCCUGGGACCCUGGAGAUCUCCAGCACCAGCAUCAAACUGAACUGGACCUGCAGGCUCCCUGACGUCUGCCAGCACAUUUGGGCCAGGUGCCGACUGGAAGAGCUUUCCUCCCCUACCUGUAAAGUUAAGGAAGUGAAGGGAGAGGAGAAACUACACGGCUGGAAGGGAACAUUUGCCUGUCCCGCUCUGCAACCCUUCACUGUCUAUAGUGUCACCAUCUCGCUGCCACCCAGCACAAUCCUGUACACACGGCUCCUCAGGACAAAGGAAAUGGUGCCGGACAAACCAGAGAAUCUGUGGCUGGAUCCCAGCACGGGGUCCCUCAAGUGGAAUGCGCUGCCCUCCUGCAAGGGGGAGAUCAUCGGAUACCAGCUCAACAUCACGACCAGGAGAGCGCACGAUGAUGUCUUCCUCGAAUUCACGCAGGUGUUGGUGAAUGAGUCCGUCACUCAGUACACACCACUUCAGACACUUGGAAGCAAAUACAGAGUGACAGUGCAGGGCCUCACGGCAGCUGGUGCUGGGGCUGCAUCACUGCUGGAAUUUCAAACCUACAUCUCCGGGCAAUCUCUGGGCGUGUGGCCUGGAUCAACCGUCACAGUAGUGGUGGUGGUGGUGGUGCUGGUGCCUCUGUCUGCAGGGAUCCUGUGGUUCGUGCGGUCCAGGAAAAAGAAGGCCUUGCCCAGCAAAGCCGAGGAGGACCACUAUACAGAACUCCAGCCCUAUGAGAACUUGGAUGAUUACUGUGUGCUCAAGGGGACUCUCCGGCCAGAAGAAGCAGCAG